Molecule: messenger RNA, 2154 nt
Organism: Prosopis cineraria
Lineage: Eukaryota; Viridiplantae; Streptophyta; Magnoliopsida; Fabales; Fabaceae
Exons: 2
Coding region: 1-2154 (717 amino acids)
Molecular function (GO): protein dimerization activity
Source: RefSeq, a predicted model, not a curated record
AUGGCUGGAACUAGUAGUUCAGGGAGUGUCAAUUCUGCACGAUACUGUUCUCCUAAUGAGCUACAAAAAGAUCGAACUCCUUUGUGGGGUUAUGUGACUUUAGUAAAUAGGAAUAGAAAAGGGGAAAAUAUAACUGUAGGUGAAACUAGAUAUUGGAAGUGCAAUUAUUGCAAUCGUGAAUAUAAUGGCUCUUAUUCUAGAGUUAAGUGGCACUUGUUAAAAAUCUCUGGCAAAGGAAUUGCUCUAUGCUCAAAGGUUGAUAAUUAUUGCUUAGCUGAGAUGAAAAAAUUGCAAAAAGAUGCUGAUGAUAGAACAAAAUCUAAGCAAGUGCCAUUACCACCCCCAACUGUGGGCUUGUCUCCUUUAAGUCAAAGAGAUAACAUCCCUAUUCAAAGUGAAUAUAAUCCAGGGAAGAGGAGGGCUGUAAGUCCAUUAGAAAGGGCCUUCAACCAAGGAGCUAGAGAAAAUCUACAUGCUGAAAUUGCAAGAAUGUUUUAUACAGCUGGUUUGUCUCUUCAUUUGGCAUGCAAUCCAUUUUUUAUUAGUUCAUUUCAAUAUGCUGCUAAUAAUGUAAUUCCUGGGUAUAAACCUCCUAGUUAUAAUGCAUUACUAGGCCCCUUGUUGCAAAAAGAAAGGGCUAACAUAGAGAGGUUACUUGAACCAAUCAAAGGGACUUGGAGUAAUAAGGGGGUAAGCAUAGUUACAUAUGGUUGGACGGAUAUACAAAGGAGGUCAUUAAUUAAUGUUAUGGCUGUAUUUGAUGGGGAUGCUAUGUUUUUGAAGGCAAUUGAUGGGUCGAAAGAACAUAAAGAUAGAUUUUAUAUGGCUGAAUUGAUGCGUGAAGUUAUUGAAGGAGUCAAGCCUCAUAAUGUUGUUCAAAUAAUUACUGAUAAUGCGGCUGUUUGCAAAGCUGCAGGUAAACUUAUAGAGGCUGACUAUCCCCGCAUUUUUUGGACACCAUGUGUUGUACAUACACUUACUCUUGCAUUGAAAAAUAUAUGUGCAGCAAAAAACACAGAGGAAAAUGGAAUUCUGUAUGAUGAGUGUCAUUGGAUCAAGGUGGUUGAGGAUGAUGCAAUGUUUAUUAAAACUUUUAUUAUGAGCCAUUCUAUGAGAUUGGCAAUUUUUAAUGAAUUUGUGCCAUUGAAGUUGCUUGCCAUGGCUGAAACUAGAUUUGCUUCAACAAUCGGGAUGUUCAAGAGACUUAAACUCAUCAAAACUUGUCUUCGUACAAUGGUUAUAAGUGAAGCAUGGAAUACUUAUAAAGAAGAUGAUGUUAAAAAGGCAGUUACAGUUAAAGACUUGGUUCUUAAUGACUCUUGGUGGGAAAAGAUUGAUUACAUACUUUCUUUCACAAGACCAAUUUAUGACUUGCUUCGGUUUGUUGAUACAAAUAAGCCUACACUUCAUUUGAUUUAUGAAAUGUGGAACUCAAUGAUAAAAGAAGUGAAGGAAUCCAUUUAUAAGCAUGAGAAGAAAUUGCUAUCUCAGCAUUCAAGUUUUUAUGAAGUUGUUUAUGGGAUCAUUAUUGACCAUUGGACAAAGGGUUGCAUGCCUCUUCAUUAUCUUGCUCAUUCAUUGAAUCCUAGGUAUUAUACACCUCAAUGGAUUAAUGGUGCAUCUAAUAGAGUUCCUCCCCACAGAGAUGCUGAAAUAUCAAGAGAGAGAGUAAAGUGCUUUAAUAGGUACUUUAAUGAUCCUGAUGAAAGAAAGUUGGUCCUUCAAGAGUAUUCGAAGUUUUGUCUAUGUUCAGAAUUUUAUUCAUCACCUGAUUCCUUAGAAGAUAGGUGGAAUUUGGAUCCUAAAGGGUGGUGGCUAAAUUAUGGUUCUUUCACCCCGAUUCUUCAAAGACUUGCAUUGAGACUUCUUGGUCAACCAUGCUCGUCAUCUUGCUGUGGAAGAAAUUGGAGCACUUACUCUUUUAUGCAUUCAUUGAAGAGGACCAAAAUAACUCCAAAAAGAGCAGAAGACUUAGUAUUUGUGCAUAAUAACCUUCGUCUUUUAUCAAUAAAGAAUGAAAAGUAUUCCACUGGACAAAGUAGAAUGUGGGAUGUCAAUGGAAAUACUUUGGAGCCAUUUGAUGGUGUUGAUGGUCUUGGAGUUGAGCAAGAGCUUGUAGGAGAAUCUAGUAAUAUCAUUGAAGAUGAGGAGUAA